AACCAUUCUUAUUAACGGUAAAAUAUUCAAAUGGAGUAUCUUUUAAAUACAACGUAUGUAGCGUUUGUUCAAUACUCCCCUUUUUCUCUGUGUCUCUCUCCACAUUAGUAGUUUGUUACUUAUCGCCGUAGAUCUGAAUUCGAUCUAGACGGUUGCUUGGUAUAAUUCAGGACUUGUAAGAGAUAAUGGGUCGUGGAGUGAGCAGCGGUGGAGGUCAGAGUUCUUUGGGAUACCUAUUUGGUGGCAAUGAAGCUCCUGCGCCAAGACCUACUGCAACCAAUGUGGAGGCUCCUCCGAGGAAUUCAGCUCCACAGGCAAGUGCAGUGGUUGCAGACAAGUCAUCUGCUGUUGCACCAUCUGGCGGGGACGCUCCCAAGCAGAUUCCAGCCGGCAUCCAGGGCAGCCAGAGUAACAACAACUAUUUCCGUGCUGAUGGCCAAAACACCGGCAACUUCCUCACGGAUCGACCAUCCACCAAAGUCCAUGCUGCUCCAGGAGGCGGAUCGUCCUUGGGAUACCUUUUUGGAGAUGGCAAGUAGAAUCUUCAGACCUUCCAAUUCAAAGAUGAAGUUGAUGUUUGCUGUGUCUCCCUCCGAAGUGGGGGGGGCCGACUUCUAGUAGCUUCAGACAUUGUGGAUUGUAAUAUACGUUAAACUUUGUUUCCUAAAUCGAGCGUUGCUUCCCUUGCUCAUCGAAAUCAAGAAGUUGCUGCUGUCUGGAUGCAGAUUAUUAAUUGUAAUAAUUUGCUUUUUCAUACCUCAAUGUCUAUUUUGGUGACGAUUUUUGUACGUGAAUUUAAUGUGAUAAUGUAAGUUUGGCAACA
Molecule: messenger RNA, 823 nt
Organism: Salvia splendens (bonfire salvia)
Lineage: Eukaryota; Viridiplantae; Streptophyta; Magnoliopsida; Lamiales; Lamiaceae
Product: protein SPIRAL1-like 1
Exons: 3
Coding region: 186-539 (117 amino acids)
Biological process (GO): cortical microtubule organization
Cellular component (GO): cortical microtubule, transverse to long axis
Source: RefSeq, a predicted model, not a curated record